This is a messenger RNA of Trachemys scripta elegans, 1328 nucleotides long. RefSeq names its product killer cell lectin-like receptor subfamily F member 1. The record is from RefSeq and is a predicted model, not a curated record. Bases 1 to 996 code for a protein of 331 amino acids. Lineage: Eukaryota; Metazoa; Chordata; Testudines; Emydidae. The transcript has 8 exons.
AUGCUAGUGUUGUGCGGAUACUCACAGUGUGUCAGCUGCUUGGUGCUCUGGUGCGGAGUCGAGAGGCAACAGCAAGCCUACCUCCUCUUCCACAGAGAUGGCACCAAGACCUCCGACACAGGCUAUGCCACCUUCGCCUGUUCCUCCCACUUCAUUGGUGCUGACAACCGCAUCUACAACAAAGCUAUCGGCACCGACAACUCUACUGCCAAAACCAUCAGCAUUGUCUACUGCGACGCCAAAACUCUCUGCACCAACCUCCUCGGCGCCGAAGCCACUGGCACCACACCACUUCCUUCAUCAGAAGGACCUAUUAGUUUCUCCACAUUGUCUCUUACAGGUUCCCCUCCAUGUCCCCGGUGGCAUCGUAUUGCUGUAGGGGUCGGAUGGGCUGGGAACAUCAUCCUGACAAUAGCUGUGAUAGCUCUGGGGGUUUGGGUUUCCCAGUUGCAUGUCUCUUGUGAAGGACAGAUCAGAGGAACUCUGAAUACGUCGGAGAAUAACGAAACCAGAAUCGUCAGUAGCACGGAAUGCUCCUGCCUGGAGGAUUUCCAGUCUCGCUUGAAACCAAUUCUAUGUGAACCCCAAAAUGGCAGCUUGGCAGGGGGCUCCGGGUGCAAACUCUGCCCCAGGGACUGGCGGCUGCAUGGGGACAAGUGCUACUGGCCAUCUAAGGAGCGUAAAAACUGGACUGGGAGCCGUGACGACUGCUCGGGGAAGAGCGCUCAAAUGCUCGUGAUCCAGAACCAGGAGGAGAUGGCUUCCAUACAGGAUGUUGUACAAGAUGCAAAUCCCAUCUGGAUUGGCCUUAAAGUGACACCCCCAGGGAAGGAUUGGACCUGGGUGGAUGGUUCCCCAUUAGAUCCAAUGCUCUUCUCGGUCUCGGGCUCUGCUGAAGGGAACAGCUGUGGCUGGAUAGGAGACAGCCGGAUUCAGUCUGAGACGUGUGGUGCUGAGUUCAAAUGGAUCUGCCAGAAAGAAGCUGCCGCGAUAUAAACAGUGGAGCGGAGGGACACAGCCCUGCUGUUUGCAAAGUCCACAAAAGAGGGAAUUUACAGGAAGAAACCAUCUCUCAAUUUGCACCUGGUUCACUAUGCAAAUAGGCAUCCAGCUACAGGUACACACAACAUACAGCUGACUAGACAGGGAGAUAACCUCAGUUACCACCUGCCUGAAAAGAACAUUUGAGGUACAUCAUCUCCUGGUGACCUGCCUUAACUGCAAGACCUUAAGGGCAUCAUUCCACUUUAAUUGAAUUGUUUUGUUAGCACUGGCCCUCCACAUGGUAAGGCAACUCCCAUCUUUUAAUGUACUGUGUAGACAUACCU